AUGGCGGACCCACCGGUGGAGGGCCGCCCUCCCACGGGCACGCAAGGAUCGACAGGGCCUCCCCCAGCGAAGAACGUUGAUUCGCUGACCCUCCCGCGCACGAGAAGACAACCUCAUCAGAGAGAUGAGACAACAACCAUAACACGACCGAGCGCCGAGUCGGCGGGAACGGGAUCAAACAACGGGCGCACCACCCUCAUCGAAGCCACAAAAUCCGAGCUAUUUGAAGUUAAACACGACCAAAACGUUCUCCGUGCUCAGAACGAGAAGCUCCACGAGGAGGUACGAGCGCUUCGUUCCCAGAUCGACGCGCUUGCGGCAACGCCUCCGACCAGAUCAUGGGCGGCGGUCGCGGCAAACGAUGGUAACCCAUCUCCCCAACCAAAUUCCCAACGACCGGACAAAGAUCAGAACUGUGUCCGAAUCAGCACCCAGCGAUCGUUUGUGGAUCCUAGAGACAAUGACAACAGCGAUGGAAAUACUUUUGGCAGAUAUCUCCCCACAGAGUCUGCCAACGGCUACAUCCGAACGGCCCUAUCGAGCGCACCAUCUACACAAGACGCCCAGGUUGCUGGGGUAGGCACCACCAAGACUGGAUACGUGAUUCGGUUCAAAAACCAAGAGUCGGCUAACGCAGCCCGCAGCAACCCUGAAUGGCUGCAUGAAUUGGGUAACAAUACAAGACUGGUUAAACCGCGUUUCGGAAUCGUCGUCCACCGCACUCCAACGGAGUUUUACGACUUAGAAAAUUCAAAUGCGCACGCUAUCGAGAGAAUUAUGGCGGAUAACGACAUGGCCGACCGAGGCUUCGGUAUCGAAGACGUAGCAUGGUUGAAAAAGAAAGACAAGGCACUAUCCAACUUCGCGUCACUGGGCAUCUGGUUCGACUCGGCAGAAGGGGCUGAUUGGGUGUUGAGCAACGGCUUCCUCGCCGGCCAGAGAUACAUCGGGAGCGUAGAGCGGUGCGAGAUCAAGAGAAAGAGAUGCUUCCGAUGCAAUAGGUUCGGACACUUGGCGUGGUCGUGUAAAGAAACACCGCGAUGCGGACAUUGCGCUGGCCAGCACGAACGACAGCGGUGCCCCCCGGGCGUGCGAGCUCGAUGCCUCGACUGCAGUGGUGAACAUCCAACUGGCGAUCUCCAGUGUCUGACCCCCGCGACUUCCAACCCUGCUCAAUGUUAG
Molecule: messenger RNA, 1182 nt
Organism: Penicillium soppii
Lineage: Eukaryota; Fungi; Ascomycota; Eurotiomycetes; Eurotiales; Aspergillaceae
Product: zinc knuckle domain protein
Exons: 2
Coding region: 1-1182 (393 amino acids)
Molecular function (GO): zinc ion binding; nucleic acid binding
Source: RefSeq, a predicted model, not a curated record